Messenger RNA from Penicillium cataractarum, 360 nucleotides. RefSeq lists its product as uncharacterized. The transcript has a single exon. The record is from RefSeq and is a predicted model, not a curated record. NCBI's taxonomy places the organism in Eukaryota, Fungi, Ascomycota, Eurotiomycetes, Eurotiales, Aspergillaceae. Bases 1 to 360 code for a protein of 119 amino acids.
AUGACCGGCGAUAAGCGUGCAGAUUAUGUGUCCAUCAACCCUGACAGCGGCAGCCUCAGGCUCUGGGAAAACCGCUGUUGGACCAUCCCAGCUGGUCUUGACGAUGGCUCCAAUUAUUCUGAAGAUGACGACGGUGUUGAUGCCUUAUGGACAUGGCUGCACUUUCAGGGCUGCAGUAAGGACCAGCAAAAGGCAAUUAAAACAGCCCACGAGGAUGCGGAGACCAUGGCUGACCUGGUCAAAUCGAUUGACUUUGCCAACGACCACGGGGCUAUGGAGUUUUUGGACCACCUGCGCUUAACAAGGACUACCAGGACAGCAUCCAGGCUAUCUUCAACCAUAUUUCCACCUUCAGACUAA